Messenger RNA from Carassius auratus (goldfish), 3280 nucleotides. RefSeq names its product bone morphogenetic protein receptor, type IAa (gene bmpr1aa). The transcript has 13 exons. Gene Ontology annotation, biological process: cellular response to growth factor stimulus; cell surface receptor protein serine/threonine kinase signaling pathway; protein phosphorylation. The record is from RefSeq and is a predicted model, not a curated record. The coding region runs from base 550 to 2139 and encodes 529 amino acids. Gene Ontology annotation, molecular function: transmembrane receptor protein serine/threonine kinase activity; ATP binding. Gene Ontology annotation, cellular component: signaling receptor complex; plasma membrane. NCBI's taxonomy places the organism in Eukaryota, Metazoa, Chordata, Actinopteri, Cypriniformes, Cyprinidae.
GGGCGCUGUGGAGUCGCGUCUGCGGUCAGACAGUGUAGUGCAGUAAGUGCAGGACGCUCUACUGUGAUGGUCAGUGCUAGACCCUUAACAGACCUCAAUUAGAGUCCAUCACGAUCACAACUACAAACGAACACUCCUGAGUUAUUGGAGAGCGCAAUAAACUGACAGAGUAUACGGAAAUAAGAUUUGCUGAAGAAUCUUCUCGGGUUUUGUGGUACUAUGCCAGAAUCCAGAUGCCAUUUGGACAUUCAGCCACCUGGAUCCGAAUGACACCUGUAGCCAACAUCCAUGCUUACCAAACACUAUGCCAACAUGCUUCACAGAAAUGGAUCUAUCUGUACGUGCCGUGGACCCCAUGAGGAGUGAUCUCUGAGUGUCUAGUGCCAUCAUCAUCACCCCCCAGCUCUUCCUCUCAUUCUCUGCAUCUCUUCAGCCAUAAUCACUACUUCUGCACCUGUACGUUAGUGUUCACUGGGAUUCGAGGAGCAUAAGCAGCCGUCAUCACUGAUCUCAUCCUCAGCCCAAAGGUUACGACGCCGCUGUUUGACGAUGACUCGGCUUUUGUAUGUCACUGUGGUUUUGGCCAAACUCUGCCUGCUUCUGAGGCUCUGUGCUGGAGCGGGUCAGAAUCCCGACCAUGUGCUACAGGGCACUGGAGUGAAGCCUGGCUCAGACUCCAGAAGGCCCCGGGGCGACUCUACUGUGGCCCCAGAGGAUGCUGCCCGCUUCCUCAGCUGCCACUGCUCAGGACACUGCCCUGAUGACGCCAAGAACAACACCUGCGAGACAAAUGGGCAGUGCUUCGCCAUCAUUGAGGAAGAUGAAAAUGGAGAUGUGAUCUUAAGCUCAGGCUGUAUGAAAUAUGAGGGCUCUCACUUUCAGUGCAAGGAUUCACAGUUUGCACAGACACGUCGAACCAUCGAAUGCUGCCAGUUUGACUUUUGUAAUCGAGACCUAAAGCCAGAGUUACCGCCUCGAGACACUGAACCACCAGACCCUCACUGGCUGGCCUUCCUCAUUUCAGUGACUGUGUGCUUCUGCACCCUCAUCUGUGUCACUGUCAUCUGUUAUUACAGGUAUAAGUGGCAGACAGAGAGGCAGCGCUACCACAGAGACCUGGAGCAGGACGAGGCCUUUAUCCCAGCAGGAGAAUCUCUGAAAGAUCUCAUCAACCAGUCUCAGACCUCAGGCAGUGGCUCCGGGCUCCCCCUGCUGGUGCAGCGCACCAUUGCCAAGCAGAUCCAGACAGUGCGUCUUAUUGGAAAAGGCAGGUAUGGAGAGGUGUGGCUCGGCCGGUGGAGGGGCGAGAAGGUAGCAGUGAAAGUGUUCUUCACUCGAGAGGAGGCCAGCUGGUUUAGGGAGACAGAGAUCUACCAAACUGUGCUCAUGAGACACGAGAACAUACUAGGCUUCAUUGCUGCUGAUAUUAAUGGCACUGGAGCAUCUACGCAGCUGUACCUGAUCACAGACUACCACGAGAACGGCUCUCUGUAUGACUAUUUGAAGUUCACCACUCUGGACACGCAGGCCCUGCUCAAACUGGCGUACUCUGCAGCCUGUGGCUUGUGCCACCUGCACACGGAGAUCUACGGCACGCAGGGGAAGCCAGCCAUCGCUCACAGAGACCUAAAGAGCAAGAACAUCCUCAUAAAGAAAAACGGCACCUGUUGCAUCGCUGACCUCGGGCUUGCCGUCAAAUUCAACAGUGACACAAAUGAAGUGGACAUCCCACUGAGCACACGUAUGGGCACCCGACGCUAUAUGGCUCCAGAGGUCCUGGAUGAGACUCUGAACAAGAACCACUUCCAGGCCUACAUCAUGGCGGACAUCUACAGUUAUGGCCUGGUUAUAUGGGAAAUAGCCAGACGCUGUGUCACUGGAGGUAUCGUCGAGGACUAUCAGCCGCCGUAUUAUGAGAUGGUGCCAUCAGAUCCGUCGUAUGCGGAUAUGCUUGAGGUUGUGUGCGUCAAAGGACUGCGGCCCACUGUAUCCAACAGAUGGAACAGUGAUGAGUGUUUGAGGGCCAUGUUAAAGCUGAUGUCAGAAUGCUGGGCCCACAAUCCCGCGUCGCGCCUGACCAUCCUCCGUGUCAAGAAGACUUUAGCAAAAAUGGUGGAAUCGCAAGACAUUAAAAUCUGAGUGGUUUUUAUUUCGUCUCUGACAUCAUUGUACCUUUCACAGAGUAGUAGGAGAGUCGGUGAUGGUAACACAGCUAACUAUGAAAUAUAGCAAGCUCUCGUUCUCUGCUGGAUCAGACAAUGGUGCCUUUGCUGCUUUCUGUGAAAGCUCUGUCAUUGCAAACUUGGAUGAGAGGAUUACUGCAACGGACUGAAACAGUAGAGUGGGAAAGAAUAACAGACCCCACUGCCUUAAAAUACACUCAAGAUUUUCUGCAUAUGUUUCUUUAGACUUCCUGCCAUAUGGAUGAAAUGCUGUUGACUUCUCAUGGAAUCUGUGUAAAGCAUACUGUGAUUUAAUGUAUGAUGUGUAAUAUAUUAUAGUAAUAGAUUAACUGACAACAGAGCAAAACAAUAUGCUAUCAAUAUAAUCUCGUCCAGUUGUUGUAGACUACCUGAUGUGUGGCAUUUUAAGAAUCAUGAUUUAAAUACACAAAAGUUCUUCUCUCAUCUGCCACAAAAGGUUAAAGGUACAUAGAUGCAUGCUGCGUUUUCAGUAGAUGCAGUUUAAUUUGUCAAAAUGGCUAUUGCUUAAACUGUAUAUAUUGUUUGCGUUUUUAAAGCAUGCUAUUUUUAACAUCCUCAAAAUAGAAAACAUUCCCAGUGUGUAAGCCUUUGACCGUAUAGUUUCAUAAAGUGAACCAGCUACAGAUACAUCUGACUUUAAUUAGGAAAGAAAAGUCUUCAUACUGACAGGUCGAGUGCAGCAGCGAUUUCUUACUUCACUGCGGUCAGUAUGAACAGCCCUUCAAAGUUGCCAAACUUAGUGGAGUGUUUUUUUGGGGAUCGGUUGAUACAUUCCCCGAGUUCACUUUAUUUAGAGAUGCUGGGUGCAGGUUUUUUGGUACGGAUUACUUUGUGACUUUCGAGGAUUUGGUGAUAUUCUGAGCGUAUGUCCUUGCCAAUGUUAUGAAUCUUGUUUGAACUGUGUUUAUGUUUUUGAGGAGGCUGAAGGUGAAGGGUACGACUGUAACAUCUGUUAGACAUCAGUGCUUUUAUAUUUCAGUAAGGGCUGCCAAAAUACGCUCUUGGUAACUGGUACGAUCCAAAACACACAAUGUUGCACAACAUGUUUACAGAACUCCCAUGCAUUUUGUUUUUUA